UGUGUAAACAUCUCUAAAAAAAACAUUGCUAUUCCACUUCCAGCAUUAGUGCACAUUCGCCACAAUAAUUCCUACGAAUUAUUGUUUUUAGCUCUGUGUAGCUGCACUGUUAUCAUUAGUAGGGACCAGACUGGGAUAUAGUCUUUUUUUAACGUAUGCUUACAGAUGGUUCCCCCAGAUCAGAGCCUGCAAGCAUGUGCACUAUCUGGGGACUUCCGUCGCCUGCACCGCCAAGGUUCUUGGUCGGGAACAACUUCCGCGGCUUGCAGGUGAGCCCUGCUCCAGCUGCUGCUGGUGUGGCUGAAGAGGAUGUGGCCCAGGACCUUCCCCGUGCCACAACUCCUCAUGCCGCAGCUGCGAGAUGGGGGCAACCGGCAGGGCCAGGCAUCAUUGGAAAGCUGCGCCAGGUUCAACUUCUCGGUGACGCGGUCCACAAAUUGCAAGGCGUUGGUACCCUCGCCCGGGCCCUCACUGCAGCGGAAGCCACCUGCACAGUGAUUUGUAAAGACUAGUUGUACAUAUAUGUAGAUUUAUUUUUGUUCACACCACGAGUUGUGAUACGCUGGUUUGCUUCAAUGGUGCCCUGCAAUUUUUUUUCAGUUAAUUUUCUUUUUCUGCAU
Rhipicephalus sanguineus (brown dog tick) is the source of this 620-nucleotide messenger RNA. RefSeq lists its product as uncharacterized. The transcript is spliced from 4 exons. The coding region runs from base 156 to 512 and encodes 118 amino acids. The record is from RefSeq and is a predicted model, not a curated record. Lineage: Eukaryota; Metazoa; Arthropoda; Arachnida; Ixodida; Ixodidae.